Messenger RNA from Aureobasidium musti, 7206 nucleotides. The record is from the annotation of a GenBank genome assembly. NCBI's taxonomy places the organism in Eukaryota, Fungi, Ascomycota, Dothideomycetes, Dothideales, Saccotheciaceae.
AUGCGUGGCCAGUGGCUGCUAUCAUUGGCGCUGGGCGCCUCUGGGGCCCAGGCUCUUCGCUAUGAAGAGAGAUAUGUCGACUGGAACCUGAAUAUGAACCAGGAGGCUGUAAAUCCAUUGGAUUAUUCCACCAACUACGACAACCACACAUACCAUCCUUCUCCCGACAAUUGGAGGUUCCCCUUCUACAGUUUCUUCAUGGAUCGAUUCGUUAAUGGAGAUCCAAGCAACGAUAAUAUCCGGAGUCAUAUCCAGAGAGAGAUUAAGCNNAACGGUACUGCGUGGGAACAUGACAUCUACGGUACUCAGCUUCGUCAUGGUGGUGACACUGCUGGCGUGCGUGAUACUCUCGACUAUCUUCAGGGAAUGGGCAUCAAAGGCAUUUACCUCGCCGGAAGUCUCUUGUACAACUUUCCCUGGUCAUCAGACAGUUACAGUCCCCUGCUGAUCAACGAUAUCCACUCGCGUGGCAUGUAUGUCCUGGUUGACAAUACCAUGGCGACCAUGAGCGAUGUUAUUGCCUUCGAAGGAUACUUCAACAGCAGUACCCCUUGGUCGUUCAAAGAGCACACUGCCGUCUGGAAAUCAAGUGAACGUUACUCAGACUGGGAGUUCAACAACGAAUGGCAUGAUGAGUGCCCAUACGAGUACCCUCGCUUCUGGGACCAGGGUGGCAACCGCAUUGAGGAUGGUAACAUCACCAAGAUGGUCGGGUGUAUGGACAGCGAGUUCGACCAAUAUGGCGAUGUUGGUGCCUUUGGCCAGUAUCCAGAAUGGCAAAAGCAACUGUCCAAGUUCAACAGCGUCCAAGAUCGUCUGAGAGACUGGCGGCCCUCCGUCCAGACCAAGCUCCAACACUUCAUGUGUAUGAUGCUCAAGGCCCUCGACUUCGAUGGUUUCCNNCGUAUCGACAAGGCCAUGCAAGUUACUGUCGACGGCCAAGGCAACUUCUCUCACGCCAUGCGCGAGUGUGCCUCGAGUAUUGGAAAAUACAAUUUCUUUAUUCCUGGCGAAAUUGUCAACGGAAAUGCUAACGGUGCCAUCUACUUGGGACGAGGCAAAGAACCAGGAAUGGCUGUCGAAAACAUUACCGAAGCUGCAACUACGAACUCGACUUAUAUUCGUGAUGAUCAACACCAAGCUCUGGAUGCCGGUGCUUUCCACUACACAAUCUACCGUGGCCUCAUGAGGUUCCUGGGGCUUGACGGUGAUCUUCUAGCCGCCGCUGAUGGUCCUGUGAAUUUUGUGGACGCGUGGCACGUCAUGGUCCAAACGAAUGACUUCGUCAAUGCAAACAACGGCAAGUUCGACCCUCGCCAUAUGUACGGUGUAUCGAAUCAGGAUGUUCUAAGAUGGCCUGGUCUCAUCAACGGUACUGAGAGGCAGGUUCUGGGAUCCUUUGUCAACACUCUCCUGGUUCCUGGUAUCACUAUGGUCUCCUGGGGCGAAGAACAACUUUUCUAUGUUCUCGACAACACUGCUGCCAACUAUAUCUACGGCAGACAAGCUAUGAGCUCGGCCCAAGCCUGGCAGAUGCAUGGCUGCUACAAGGUCGGCGAUGAGAACCUGAGCAAUUUCCCUGUGAACAGUUCGCUUGUUGGCUGUCAAGACGAUGCCGUGUCGUUGGAUCACCGCGACCCUACCCAUCCCAUGUACAACUACCUCAAGUCGGGACACGAGAUGAGAAGAAGAUACCCUGUGCUGAACGAUGGCUUUGACGUUCGUCAACUGUCCAAUCAGACCUUCGAGUACUAUUUGAAUGGUUCUUAUGGAGUUCCGACCGAAACAGGUAUCUGGAGUGUCUACCGUGGUGAGCUGGAAGGCGCACAGGAUCUCUCAGAUGCUGGCGGUUAUGGUAACCAACCUGUCUGGCUAGUCUAUAGCAACUACAACGGCUCCAGAAACUACACCUUUGACUGCAGCAGUACCAGCGGACAAGCUAUCAUCUCGCCCUAUGAUGCAGGUACCACGGUUAAGAACUUGUAUUACCCCUUCGACGAGAGAACACUCGAGCCUUCUACAGAGAAGCUUCACUUCAACGGAUCCACAGAGUACAAUGGUUGUCUACCAUGGCUUAAUAUGACCAAGUACGGUUACGCAGCCUUUGUCCCUAAGGACGUCUGGGAGGCGCCAUCCCCUUCGCUGACCAAGAUGAUACUCAACGACACCUUCAUCGGCCACGACUCGCGCAUCCUAGCAAGCAACGGAGACAAGGAGACAUUGACCCUGGAACUUCGUUUCUCAAGAGAGAUGGAUUGUGACUCUGUUCGUCAGUCAAUCAACAUCACAUCCACUACUGGUGAUGGAUCUGUAGCGGUCAUCGAUACCAGUAGUGUCGAUUGUCUGACUACCGAUCUCCUGGACGAGCCAUUGUUCUAUGGCGCGGUGCCCUCUNUCUGGAGGUACCGUACAACCAUUACGAACGUUGCUAACGGUAUUCAUACAAUUACUGUCAACAACGCCACUUCUGCUAGCAAGAACAGCUUCACUGGCUCCAAGGACCACCUGAUGUUCCGCAUUGGUCAAAUCGACAAUCCCAUGGUCUUCCCUUUCAAGGCAAACUACAGCUCAACACUGCUUUUCAGCAGCAACUCAAUCACAAAGCGUGCAUCUGAGACAUCCGGUACCCAGGAAGAUGCUUUCUACGUUCAGCACAAGGCUCCAGGUGCCGACAAAUGGCGAUACUCUCUUACCUGGGGUGCAGAAUGGUCCGAUUGGAUGGACUACCAGGGUGGCAACAGCACACUGGACAAGCAGACCUGGGCAGGUACCAAGAAACAGAAGUGGACUGGCGACCAUGUCAAAGUACAGUACUGGUCCAAGGCAGCGGGCAGUAGCGAUCAUCUCCAGGAGGGUGAUGUUUAUGGAUCUGCAGAGCACAUGCGUCGUUUCCCCCACUUCUUCGUCCAUGGCUCAUUCAACCAGUAUGGCUAUGAUUCUGGUCUCGACAACAAGAUGAAACUUGUUGGCAACAGUACUUGGGAAUACGACUUUAUGACCGAGUGGCCUUCCCAGUUCCAACUCAAUGUGUGGGGCAUGACUGAGGACGGCGUACCAGACGUCACCGCCGCAUUUGGUGAUAUUGACAACGACACUGUGCUUGAUCGCAUUGGCCCGACGUCUCUCGAGAUGUCUGUCGUCAACAUCACCAACCAUGGACCCGAAUCGCCCUUCCUUGCAUGGCGCAUCCACUUCAGUGAUGCCUCUUUCCGUUAUGCACUGAUCCCCGUUGGCAACCGCUGGAGACAGUUGGCUCUGUUUAUCUUGCUGGCAGUUAUACCUCCUGUCACGGCCUUUAUUGGUAUCUGGGCUUACCGCAAAGCCUUUUACGGAGUUAAGUUCAACCAAAUCGGCCUGGCAGAUCCUAAGUCUUUCAUCCCCGUUGCUAUCAGAAAUAAAUUCAGCAAAAGAGAGGUGUUGAACGAGAAGGAUGCAGGCAUGUCGUCUAGCUCCGAGACUGUUGGCGAUGUCGUCGUGGACAACGGCGGAAUAGUUACUGCUGGUGCGAUGGUCAAGCGCAGAACUGUCCUCAUCGGCACAAUGGAAUACGACAUCUCAGACUGGAACAUCAAAAUUAAGAUUGGAGGUCUCGGAGUCAUGGCCCAACUCAUGGGAAAGAACCUCCAGCAUCAGGAUCUGAUCUGGGUAGUACCCUGUGUUGGUGGUAUCGACUACCCUGUUGAUACCCCUGGCGAGCCGGUCGAUGUCACUAUCCUCGGCAAGGUCUAUGAAGUCCAAGUUCAGUACCACAAGCUUGAGAACAUCACUUAUAUGCUCCUGGACGCCCCUGUUUUCAGAAAACAAACAGCGAAAGAGCCCUACCCUGCUCGUAUGGACGACCUCGACUCCGCAAUCUACUACUCUGCCUGGAAUCAGUGUAUCGCUGAGGCGUGUCGUCGCUUCCCUAUCGAUCUUUACCACAUCAACGACUACCACGGCACCAUCGCUCCUCUUUACCUCCUGCCUCAGACUAUUCCAGUAUGUCUCUCACUUCACAACGCGGAGUUCCAGGGUCUCUGGCCGAUGAGAAACGCAAAGGAGAGAGCUGAGGUGUGUUCCGUCUACAACCUUUCCGAGUCUGUCGUUGCCAAAUACGUGCAAUUUGGUGAAAUUUUCAACCUGCUGCAUGCUGGCGCGAGCCUCCUUCGUAUCCACCAGAAGGGUUUCGGUGCUGUUGGUGUCAGUAAGAAGUACGGAAAACGUUCUUGGGCACGUUAUCCUAUCUUCUGGGGGCUCAGCAACAUUGGUGCUUUGCCUAACCCUGACCCUUCGGAUGUUGCGGCAUGGGACAAGAAGCUCGCUAACCCCAAGGACGCUGUUAUCGACGAGGUCUAUGAGUCUACCAGAGGCGGUCUCAGACGCCAAGCUCAGGAGUGGGCUGGCCUUGAGAUCAAGCCCGAUGCUGACCUGUUUGUCUUCGUUGGUCGCUGGAGUAUGCAANAGGGCAUCGAUCUGAUCGCUGAUGUCUUCCCGGCCAUCCUCGAGAAGAACCCCAACGUCCAGCUGCUCUGUGUCGGCCCUUGUAUCGAUCUUUACGGCAAAUUCGCCGCUCUGAAGCUGGAAAUCAUGAUGAAGAAGUAUCCUGGUCGUGUCUACUCCAAACCAGAGUUCACAGCUCUUCCGCCCUUCAUCUUCUCAGGCGCAGAAUUCGCUUUGAUCCCUUCUCGAGACGAACCUUUUGGAUUAGUCGCUGUCGAGUUCGGGCGCAAGGGUGCUCUCGGUGUUGGUUCGCGUGUUGGCGGUCUUGGGCAGAUGCCCGGCUGGUGGUACACGAUCGAGUCCCAGACUACCAAGCAUCAGAUGCACCAGUUCAAAAUGGCUAUCGAUGGCGCUCUGAAGUCGAAGUAUGAGACGAGAGCCAUCAUGCGCGCCAGAAGUAGCGUACAGCGCUUCCCUGUCGCACAGUGGAAGGAGGACCUCGAAAUCUUGCAGUCGAAGUCCAUCAAGAUUCACAACAAGCGUGUUGAGAAAAAACAGCGCAACGGCGGCAUGUCUGUUGCCACGACCCCCUGGGGCAGUGGCUACAACACCCCUAACUUGCCUGGUUGGAUGACUCCUAGUGGGUGGACCACCCCUGGCGCUAGUACACCGUGGGGUAGAGGCACACCUAACCCUAGCAGACCCUCUUCUCCUACUCGUGCAAGAGAUACUGCAGAUUCCUCACCGACAAUUUCUCGUGACAACUCACUGUCUCUUGGCACUCGUGCAGGCCCAGGCCAUGUCCAAACCAGGGCUCGCAGUUUCUCCGGAUCUCGUCCUGCUCUCUCCCGCAGAAACUCGGCUGAAGCAACUCAGAAUAGAAACCGCCUUUCAAGAAUCGAAGACGAGGAAGUCGCCAUUUCACGUGAAGAGGCACAGCAGGCCAAAGAACAAGCACAAGCAGAGGCUCGCUCCGGCUUCCCCUUCUUGAACCAAGAUCCAUUUGGUGCUAACACUCCCUAUACCUUCUCGCCUGCCGCUACUCCUGGAGUUGCUAGCCCCUCCGCAUCAUCACCAUUCUUGCCUUUCCCUCCUUCUCUGGGUCGAUCAGCGAUUGCCGAAUCCACUCUGACCGUUGACAAGGUCAUCGAGCAGAAGGAAGACAAAACACCUCAAGAUUUGCUUCCUUUCUUCACUGACAGUACUGGAUUGUACUACCGCACUUUCGAGCGCAAGCUUGAAGACCUCAGUGGAAAGAACUCGGAAUCUGCUUUGUGUAUUGAGGAAUACCUUGAGAAGUCUGAGAAGCAGUGGUUUAACCGUAUGCACGAGGUCAAGAUGGCUAGGGAGACUCCUGCAGCCACUCGUGCCAACUCACCCACUGGUCAGUUUAACAGCAACAACCUCGAUCCUGAGAAGGAGACCGCCGAUCAGUUCCUGCUGCCCCAGGACUAUCAAGCUCCUACCGGUGUCCGCCGCUUGAUGAUGUACAAGAUUGGUGACUGGCCUAUCUACUCUUUCUUCCNNCUUGCACUCGGUCAGAUCAUUGCUGCGAACAGCUACCAGAUUACCCUGCUCACUGGAGAAAUUGGUGAGGCUGCAAGCAAGCUCUACGUCGUUGCUUGUAUCUACCUCGGCGCUUCAUUGGUGUGGUGGUUUGUGUUCCGUCGUUUUGCUUUGAUCUACACUAUUGCGCUCCCCUGGUUCUUCUAUGGUUUUGCCUUCUUCCUGUUGGGUAUGGCUCCUUAUGCAGCUACUACCUCUGGACGUGGCUGGGUUCAAAACGUGGCUACCGGAUUCUACUCGUUUGCCAGUGCCGCAGGCUCCUUCUUCUUUGCACAAAACUUUGGUAGCACCGGAUCAGCACCUGUCAGGACCUGGGGCUUCCGUGCUUGCAUGAUUCAAGGAACUCAACAGCUUUACAUCGUUGGUCUAUGGUAUUGGGGCGACAAGCUCUCGGCACUCAGCGACAGCGGCCAAGGCGCGUCCACUUUGGUAACUUAUGGCUCUACCAUGACAGCGAUUGGCGUGCCGAUCGCCGUGUUCCUCUGGGCUGUUGGUAUCCUUCUUUGGCUCGGCUUGCCUGCCUUCUACCGUCAAGCACCCGGUGCAGUACCCUCCUUCUACACCGCUGUGAUGAGACGUAAGAUCAUCGUCUGGUUCUUCGUUGCAGUUUUCGUGCAAAACUACUUCCUCGCUUCCAUUUAUGGUCGCAACUGGAAGUACCUUUGGAGCUCCAAGCACGCACCCGGCUGGGCUAUCUUCCUCUUGAUCGUGCUCUUCUUUGUCAUCAUCUGGGCCUUGUUGCUAUGGUGGUUCUCACAACUGAGUACUACACACUCCUGGUACAUCCCUAUCUUCGCCAUCGGUCUGGGCGCACCCAGAUGGUGCCAGAUUCUGUGGAGUUGCAGUAACAUCGGCAUGUACUUGCCAUGGGCUGGCAGUCCCGUAGCCUCUGCACUCUUGGGCCGUGGUCUUUGGCUCUGGCUCGGUGUACUUGACUCUGUUCAAGGUAUCGGUUUCGGUAUGAUCCUGCUGCAAACCUUGACUCGCUUCCACAUCACAUUUACCCUUGUGGCCGCUCAAGUCAUCGGUUCCGUUGCAACUAUCCUAUCUAGAGCCACAGCUCCUGAUGCUACUGGUCCUGGUGACGUCUUCCCUGACUUCUCUGUCGAUUGGAAGAGCGGUCUCGCAAGCGCCGACUUCUGGAUCUGCCUGCUCUUCCAACUCGCAAUCUGCGUUGGUUUCUUCACCUUCUUCCGCAAAGAGCAGCUCUCCAAGCCCUAA